CGUCUUAUCUUAUCUUCCGUCAACCGCAGCGGCGACGACACCUUCAGGAGCGCCGCCGCGUCGCACGGAGCCGCCCUUAAGGAGUCUGAGUCGUUCUUCCGAGAGGGGGGGGGAAGGGCGCAAUGGUCGAGACGCGGGACGAGGCCGGCCUGACGUCGCUGCAGCCGCCGUCUGCCUCCCAGGGCUUGGCGGGGCCCCUCCAGCAGCAGGACCUCAGCCAGGCGAAGGAGGACGCAUGUGCGGGUGUACCAAAGGAACCUCCUGCAGAAGCCCAGAAAGAAGCCAAGCAGGAGACCUCACAGGGAGCGGAGAUGGAUCCUAAGAAGGAAGAGGAGAGUCCGGCGACGGAAGUAGACAAGGCUCUGGAGGCGGUGUUGAGGGUGGACAGGAGGCAGGUGGCAGGAGCUGGCGAUGGGGCCUUGCCGAAGGAGCUGGCCGCGGAGGCAGAGGACGACGUUCACGAGAAGCCGGAGUGGGUCGACCGAGACGUGCAGGCUCUCAGGGAAAUGGUUGAACAGGAACCUGGCUUGAAGUCCCGUAUUGACAAGCCUUUCUUGUUAGCUUUCCUUAGAGCUCGUAAAUUUGACUAUGAUAAAGCCAUGGCCAUGAUUCGAGGGUACUAUAGAGCAAGGCAAGAGAAUGCUGAUAUGUAUGUAAACCUCGUUCCGUCAGCCCUGGAUCACGUCUGGCCACUGUGCAUGCAGACGGUCCUUCCAACACCAGACAAUCUAGGGAGAACUGUCCUCAUUUUCAGAACAGGUGCCUGGUUACCUGAAAUCUGCACCCUAGAUGACAUAUUCAGGUCUCAGGUAGUAAUGUUGGAGCAUGUUGUACGGGUCCCAGUAACACAGCUUCGAGGAAUAGCAGCUGUUGUUGACUGCUCUGGGCUGUCCAUGACUCAUGCCUACUAUCUGACUCCGACUCACAUUCGCCGCAUGAUUUCCGUUGUCCAGGAAGUCUUUCCUCUAAGGUUCAAGGCAUUGCACUUUGUUCACGAGCCUUCGAUAUUCGACUGGGUCUUCAGCUUAGUCAAACCUUUCCUCUCUGAAACUAUAAAGGGACGAUUGCACUUCCACGGAGAAGACCUUGAGAGCCUCCACAAACACAUCCCAGCCAAUGAGUUACCAGAGGAAUUAGGUGGAACUCAGGGACCCAUGACCAACACUGAACUUGUAGAGAUAUUGAAGCAAAAUGAAGACUAUUAUAAAGAGCAUUUUACAUAUGGCUUUGAGAUGUCUGAAGAACCUGCGCGUCAGGGAACUGUAAUGGAAGCUGUGACUGACAUGGGGAGUUUGAUUGGCAGUUACUACAGAAGGAUGUGUAUAGACUAGUGCUAGCCAGCCCUGCACUAGUGACAGUCCACCUAGUGCCAUCAUGUGAGAAAAGCAAAUUUGACCCCAAAAACAUUUUGAUACCUGUAGAAAAAAAGUUGAAGGAGGUUCUGAAGAUAUUGGAGUCCCUUCUGUGUACUGGGUGGGAGAGUUCUGGUACUUUUGUUCAUGGAAUACAUUGGCACUAAACUUAUUAUCUAUCACAAUCUCAGGGAAAAAUAGUAGCCUUUGUAGCUGUUAUACAGUUUGGAAGAAAAUUCACAUUGGAAGGAUGGUGGUUCAUAUCAAGUAUUCCUGUUUGUUAUUGUUUUAAGAGUAAUUUGAAUUUUAAUGUUCAUGAAUUCAUUUUCACCAAAUGCAUAUUUCCUUUUAUUCUCUUUAUGGUGGAUUUAGGUCCUUCAGAUAUCCGUGAGAUACAAAACUUAUUAGUGAUGAGUUGAUUGAAUUGAUUAAGCAAAGAACUCAUUCCGGUUUAUGUCACUUUUGCAGGCUGGCCAUAUAUUUGUCUCUGGUUACACACUGAUGCAUAUAUACAGAUAUAUAUGUAUGUGCAUAUUUAUGAUGUGCGUAUUGGUGAUCCCUUCUCUUCCUCACAGGAAAUACAUCAGAUUUGAUAACAUGAAUAAUUUGUAAUGCACACAGUUUCUGCUCCAGUAAUGUACAUAGAGUCAGUUUUGAUAUAUGGUAUAGCAUAUGCCAUUUAUUGUUAUUAAGCCUCUGUAUUCAUGGUGCAAUGUAUACUUUACCCUUUAAGGAGGCAGUCAGAUGAACAUUGUAUUUUUUUUUAUUUUUUAUGGCUAAUGUGAAAACAUUUUAUGCCUGUGACAAAAGUAUAACUUAGAGGUAAAUACUGUGACAUUAGACAAUUAUCAGUGCUAAUUCUUUUUUUUUUUUUCUUUUACAUUUUAUCAUUCAUGCUAAAAUGUAUAUUCUUGUGAUAUGUUUCUUCAUUUUUGCAAGAGCUGUAAAAGAUAGUGAAGUGUGUUAUGUAAUUUUGUUUUCUCUAUAACUAUCUCUUCCUUGAUAGAAGUCUAGCAGAAAAAUGGAUUCAUAUGGCUAAUAUAUUUGAAUGCAUUGAAUACCAUGUACUUGGUAUCCAGUAUGCAAGUUGUAUCUUGAGAAACUGGUACUUUGCCUUCGGGACUGUCUGGUCUUCUGUCAAGUUCAGAUUAUAUUGUUUUAUCAUCAUCAUAGAGAAUAAAGAGGAUCUGCCUGGCUGACUGAAAGGUGCUGCAAAUAUACGUUUUCUUCUUUUUUUUUACUGUUGUACUUAGAAUGAAUUAGUACAGAAGUUAGAGAAGUAGAAUAUCGUUGAAAGUUGGUGAUUAGCAUACUUCCUCCAUGUCUCUCUUCCUCUUCCUUCCCCCUUGUCUGUUUUCCUCCUCUUCCUUCUCCUUGCCCCUUCUCUUCCUCUUCCUUCCCCGUGGCCCUUCUCUUCCUCUUCCUUCCCCGUGGCCCUUCUCUUCCUCUUCCUUCCCCUUGGCCCUUCUCUUCCUCUUCCUUCCCCUUGGCCCUUCUCUUCCUCUUC
Messenger RNA from Penaeus indicus, 2859 nucleotides. RefSeq names its product alpha-tocopherol transfer protein-like. Gene Ontology annotation, molecular function: phosphatidylinositol bisphosphate binding. The record is from RefSeq and is a predicted model, not a curated record. The coding region runs from base 123 to 1331 and encodes 402 amino acids. NCBI's taxonomy places the organism in Eukaryota, Metazoa, Arthropoda, Malacostraca, Decapoda, Penaeidae. The transcript is spliced from 8 exons. Gene Ontology annotation, cellular component: membrane.